Plasmodium knowlesi strain H is the source of this 792-nucleotide messenger RNA. Its product is annotated as ribonuclease P protein subunit RPR2, putative. The transcript has a single exon. NCBI's taxonomy places the organism in Eukaryota, Apicomplexa, Aconoidasida, Haemosporida, Plasmodiidae. Gene Ontology annotation, cellular component: nucleolar ribonuclease P complex. Gene Ontology annotation, biological process: tRNA processing. The coding region runs from base 1 to 792 and encodes 263 amino acids. The record is from RefSeq and is a predicted model, not a curated record.
AUGUGUUACCCAAAAAAUGAAAACGAACGUAGAAAGGAUGACCAACCGGCAGAAAAUACAGAAAGUGCCAACACAUUAAAGAAAGAGUUCAGUGAAUUAUACACCAACGAAGGUUGCCAACAUUGCGAAAAGGGUCAACCAGGAGAUACCUCCCAUGUCGUUAGCAGUGGGAAUGGCGGGAAAAAACGAGAAACUGCCACGGAAAAGCAUAACCGUGAAGAAAUUCACGAAACCUCAAAUGCGCAUGAAAAGAAGGAGAACGGUGGGGUAGACCAAAAUGGACAAACCAAUAGUGAAAAAACGAACACAAAAAAGCAUAAAUCCUCAACAGAUGAACCACCAAUUGGGAAGAAAAAAAAAAAGAGAAAAAAAAAAUUUAAUGACAAUGAAGUGACCAAGCCAUCUAAACAAAUGAUUAGAAUAAAUUACCUAUUGCAAGCAUCAUUUCUAAUGAAUGAAUUUAACCCGAACAUCUCAAGGGAGUAUAUCAAAACGAUGAAAAAACUUUCGAACAAGUUCUUAAUAAAAUACGACAAAAAAUUUAAGAAACUCUUCUGCAAAAAAUGCAACUCAGUCCUCAUCCCAAGUGCUAGUUGCAAAGUAUCUGUUAACCCACUAAAUUUGAAGAAAAAAGAAAAUAACAAAAAUGAGGAAAUGAGUAGCAAUUUGAAGGGGAAGUUGAGAGAUGAUUUUCUUGUUUCAUACCGUUGUAACUAUUGCCAGCACGACACGAAAUUUGUUUACGAAAAUAGUUUGACUGCUAAGCGCGUGAAUGAAGCGGAGGCCGUCUGA